GAAAAAGCCACCGCCGCACUUUCGAAUCUGGGCGCGCGGAGCUGGGAGGGAGGAGGAGUUGGAGGGGGGGAGGAGGAGUCACGCGCAGGUCCACAGCCCUGGCACGCUCCGCUCUGUUUAACAGCCCCCCCUCCCUCCUCCUGCCGCUGCCUCCUCCUUCCCCCCCCCACCCUCGGGCGCUUCCCUUCCCCUUCGCCGCUGUUCCUUCCCGGCUCUACCCGACAGCGUGUGCCUCCUACGUGCGUUCCACUUGGUACGGCCCACCUGGAAGAUCAUGGCGAUUGAUGGUAAGUAGGCCAAUAACGGGCUCCUCUCCUCUCGAAUAACCCCCCCCUCUUCCCCCUACCUGGGCAGCGGGCGCGGGGAGCGAGGGGGAGGGGCGAGCAACGGCGCUGUGGUGCCGGUGGGUGGUGGUCGGGGGGGGGGGGGGGAGGCGCGCGCGGGCUGCUUGCCCCUGAGGAGAGGCGGCGGAAUAAACAAACGCAUAAAUUAAAAGAAUGAGAAUUUUAAAAAACAAAACCCAAACCAGGGUGGCGGGCGUGGGGGGAUGAUGAUGAGUGGUCUUUUCCCAAAGUGAGCGGCGGGGGUGAAGGGGCGCUCGGGGCGGCUCUUCCCCUGCCCUGUGGUGCCAGGCGCUGCCUCAGGUCGACCCGCGGCAGCGGCGGCCGUUUGUUCCCCGUGGAGUCGAGGCAUUUUUUGUGGGCGCCGAAGACGAGAGGCAGCCGCCUCCGCAAACCCACGCCGAUAUAAUGGUGGGGGUCCUGUAUAGUCUGUUUACAUGGUGUAGGUGGCUGACUCUUCGCUGACGUGUAAAAAUUGUCCCCCUCAGGAAUAGUAGUUGCCACACCGUUAUUGACCCGUUUUACUUAGAAGUUCUGUCUGCUUUAGCCCCCCCCCCGCCCUGUGCCACAGGCAGCAGCAGCUCCUGGAAGGCGAAAAGGUGCCUCAAGAAGAAGUGGGGCGGAAGAAACCCGCUUUCUUUUUCUCACUUCGCCAAACGCCUUCUGGCAAGCCUUUAAUAAGUGCCUGAAAGAAAUAAAACCAGCCUCGCAAAGGCUGCCGUCACGCAGCUGGGUUUCCGGGGGGCUGCAAACAAGCAGGGUUCAACGUCCCACCCUUUCCCGCCGCCUGACCCAUCUCCUAGAGAUGCUGCCCUCAACCCUGGAUACAGCUGGUUGCGUGGAGUGUUUCCAAGUCUGUUGCGCUUUCUGCAUCAUUUGAAUAAGAGGAGGAGGUAAAUAUAUAUAUAUAUAUAUACAUAUACAUAUACAUAUACAUAUACAUAUACAUACAUAUACAUAUGAUGCAGAAAGAGCAACAGACUUGGGUAGACUUCAGGCGGACUUUUUAAUCAGCUGCUUCACAACUAAAAGUCUGCAAACAAAAAAGAGAGAGGGAGAGAGGAGCUUCUCUUUCCCCACUUCCCAAGGAAGGCAGUCAUUGGUCUUUCUGAACUCCAUUCUUUUCAAAUAUACAUUUUAAAUUUUGUAGAGUGUGGGAGUAUUCAGUGCAUUUGGUUGACACUGCAGGAAGUUGGGGGGGGGAAUUCAUUGCCGCUGAUGAGAUGGAAAAUGUUCUUAUUAAUAUCAUGUUCAAUUCUUAGAGAUAGGUACAGAUUUAACACUGCUAAUGUCCGUUUACUUGUACUCUGUACAUAAAACUAAAGUUUGUCUGAAAAUCUUGUCUUCUUUUCCCGUUUUCCUUACUUCUAUUCUUUGAGAAUAGUUGGUUUCAUGCAUUUGACAUGCACAUUUAUCUAGUUUGUGUAUUGGCAGUCUGAUCCAAUGCAUGCUUCCUUGAAAAUAAGUCACAGUUGCUUCAGCAAGUUUUGUUGUUGUUGUUUAGUAGUUUAGUCGUGUCCGACUCUUCGUGACCCCAUGGACCAGAGCACGCCAGGCACUCCUGUCUUUCACUGCCUCCCGCAGUUUGGCCAAACUCAUGCUGGUAGCUUCAAGAACACUGUCAUUAUGCAUAGGAUCUUAGUCUGAAUCAGUCCUUUCCCAUGUAAGGUAUAUAAAUGCAGACAAUUAUGGCAGUAAAAUAAUCCAUAUGUCAUCAUUUAUGGCAAGAUUUGUUCCCUUUAAGCUUUAAGCAUUGCAAGUGGGCAUAGAAGGUGUGAUUAUGUUCUUGGAAGUGCACAUUGGGAAACAAUAUUUCACAGUUACUCAGUUGAAUUACAUACUAAGGUGGAAUCUACACAAAUAUAAAAAAGCUGUGAAAAUGCUGUUUUAAAAAACGUUUUGAAAAAUACAUUGAAUUUUGCAUAGCUCAGUGUCGUCAUCUAGUAUUACAUUUGUAUAUUGUACCUUACACUUCAUUUAAAACAUGUUAUUUGCAUCUGAAUGGACAGAGUAAUUUUCUACCUAGCCAACUAGCUUGUGUCUGUUUUAUAAUCUUGAAAAGUGUGUAACAACACAUGACAUUAAUAGAGUAGUGCAGUCUUUGUUGAUCAUUUCCAACUAUGCUGUCUGGUGUUUUGGCCUGUCUUAGAAGACAGUUAUUUGUCUUGAUCAAAUUAAUUAGUAGUCAUUGCCAUCUUUAUUAUCCUUGUUUGUUUAUCUUGUAGACAUUGAUUUUCUUUUUUUAAGAAAAAAUGAGGGAGAUUAUCAUGCAAAUAUCUGAAUAUGUCUUAUAUCUGAAACUGUUUUAAUUAUUUUUCCAGUUCACCACAUUUAAUAACAAGAGAACACAUAUAUUAUCUGUUAAAUUUAUAUCCUGCAUCUUCUUCCAGAGGUGCCUAACACUUAAUAUUAUUGGGUGUUUUGUUGUUGCUUUUUAUUGAUAUACAUCUUGCCUUCAUAAAAGUGCACUUUUCAGAGCCAGUUACUAAAGAUAGGAUAUUUGUUAAAACUCCUAAAUGGAAAAUGCAUUCUUAAAGUGUAAUGGUAGUGAAUGGUUCUAGAUGUUAAUUUUGUUACGUAGAAUACAAGAGAAAUAUCAGUGAUGGGCCCUUCUGAGUCCCUGAGCCCAACCAUUCUAUGCCUGAACUGAGACUUAAGAGUUCCUCUUGGCACUUUUUCUCCUGUUUUCAUGGUACAGUAGCCUCUGCAGGUGGAGCAGUGGUUGUUACUAUGGUCCGUCAAUUCAAAACAUGGAUUGCGAUUCUGCUUUACAAAAUAUGGUUCAUCAUUUUGGACAUCAUGUCAAACUAUAGUUAAGCUUUUUAAAGUGUUGUUUGCCAGAUGAUGCUGGGAUACAUUCCUAACACGGGAUGGUAACUCCUUCAUUGUGGAAUAGGCAGGGUCCUUGUAAGUCUUCUGCCUCUCCCUUGUAGGGAGGAGCCAUCCUGCCCUCCAGACCAGAGCUUUGAUUAGGUUGGGUCUGGCCUAAGCUCUGAAGAGUUCUGUCAGAAAUACUUUCAAGUUGCUAUGGGUGUUUCGGGGUUUGUCUUUCCUUUCACCUUCUGUUGCUUCUAAAUCUUUUUCUCUGGUGUUCUGUCUCCAUGUUGCUUUCUGUUUUAUUGUCACUAUUUGCUGGUUGAAAUCUCAUUUUUUCUUGUUUUUCACUUCAUCCCCCCCCCCCCCUAUCUUUGGAGGGCGAGUUACACAUAGUUUUCAUUGAGGGAUAUGUUUUGUUAGCCCUGGGGUUGCUGUUACCUGCCAAGCAAUUGCUGUGAUGUGAGUGCCUUCAGGCACAGAGCUUUUGCAGGUCUUCCUUCCAAAGUUAUUGGAAAGGCAUUUUGUUUGUGGCUCUUGUGCUAUCUCCCUUACAAUCCAAAAGGAUGCAGUUGGUCCAGUGAGAGCAAGUCCCACACCCUCUAUAACCCAGCACAAUUGCCUGGGUCAAUACUGCUUUUAGCAGCAUAAUAUUGCUACUUAACCUUGGUGUGGUUUUGUAAUUAUGCUUGUCAUAAUCCAGAGCAAUAAAAAAAAAGGUCCUUGGUGCAAAUUUGAUUGAAUAGUAGUGGAAAUAGUGAGAUACUGUAAAUAUAACUACCCCAGUCUCUGAAAUUCAGAAAUUCAGAAGUAUAUGCUGUAGGUUCGUUCACCAUACAUGGAUGAAGGGAUUUACUUUACAUACAGUGAAAAAACUUUCUUACACAAUUUCUUGAAAUAUUGUUGAAUCUCUGGCUGCUAAAGACUUAAUGAAUAAACCUGACUGGUGGGACUGAGGAUCACAUUUUGUAGUAAUUAUAUAGUAUAAUAUUGUUGCAUGCCACCCCAGUCUCCAAGCUGUGCAAUAUUCCAGGGGUUCUGGGCACUUUCCCAGGGUUUAUGUUUCCUUUUGGAAAUGAGGCACAGUGGAGACUGUGGUGUCUUUAUGAUAUAUGGUUCAUUUACACAUACAGCGGUACCUUGGUUUGCAUACGUUUUGGAUUACAAACAUGUCAAAUCCGUAAGUGCGUGUCCCAGUUUGCAACCUUUUUUUUGGAUUACAACCCAUCUUUUUGGAUUACGAACAAAUUUUGGAGGCCCCAUUGGCGAAAGCACGCCUUGGGUUACAACCUGUUUUGGUUUACAAACGGACCUCUGGCACAGAUUAUGGUUGUAAACCAAGGUACCACUGUAUAUACAACCCGAGCCUACAAUGUAGGGGUUCCCAGCAUUAAUACCCCAAAAGGAUCUUGUUUCUCCCAUAGCCGCAGCCUUAGAUUCAAAUAGAAAUCAAACAUUGCUCUCAAAUGUAUCUCUGCCUAUCUCUCCAGCUUGCUGCUUUAUUUCUAGAUCACAUCACUGCCCUCUCAACUCUCUUCCAAACUCUGGCUUGUCUCUUGAGUGAGCCCCCCCCCCCAUUUGCUAUCUCACACCAAGCUCCUUAAUCACCUCAUCAGACAUCUAACUUGGCUUGGUUAGUUUUUAACACUUGGUGGAUCCAGGGAUUAGAAGGUUCUGGCACAUAUCUCAACACCACAAACUCCUAGCAAUAUAGUCUUGCACAGGUAUUACAGGUAUCCACAAAUCUGCUUGCCAGGGACGAGUACACACAGCAGCCCAAAGGCUCGUUUUCCAUUGCAAUUUUUAAACAGGUAAGAAAUAGCAGCAGUCCCUUCCCAUCAGCAUAAGAAAGACUGCUGCUGUUUCUUAUCUUACCCAUAUGCUGCCAAAAUGUGAGAUGACCCUGCAUCUCAAGAAAUGGGAAGUGACUGGUGACAGGCACUAGUAAGCCUGGCUAGUAAGCCAAGCCAACAUUUUUGGACACUUAAGUAUUGUAAAUGUACAGAUGGCUUUUGAUUGGGUUACUUGCUCUGGGGAACAACUCAUUUUCAUUAGCUUGAAAUUUCAUUCUGUCCAGUAAAGUACUCUGUAUAACUUCAAAGCUUACAUACUUAAGUACCAAGGUAAAUUGCUCCAAUAUGAGUUAUAAUUAUAAUUUGGAUAUUUUGAAUCUACUGUUGUCUAUAGAGGAUAGAAUAAGAAACUAAUAACCCCCAUUUGAUACUGUAAGUAAGUUUGAAGGUCUUUCAAAUAAUUAAAAAUACCAUUGGAUGAUUAUUAAGCCGGCCUAAGAUAAGUUUAUGAAUACUGAAAUAUAUUGUAUCGUUUCCCCACUUAACUCUCUUUCUAUGGACAGGUGGUGAAAGACCCUGUGGCGUACAUGAACUAAUUUGCAUUAGAAAAGGUAAGCAACUUCUUUGAAUACUUUUAAUUAUGUAAACAUUUUUUUAAAUAGGGGAACAGCCUAGAAGAGUUAAGGAAAGAGCAAUCCAGACCUUUAUGUUCAGCUCUCCUCAGCUCAGCUGGUCUCCCACUGGCUGCUGAAUGUCCCCACCAGUGGGGGCAGCACACAGCCCUGGAAUGGGGCAUUCCAAGGUUGUGAAGAGGCUGAUGUUGAGCUGGCUCAAGAUCUGCUGCCUCACAACUGUUGUAUGUCAGCAUUGGAGCUAGCCAUUGUGCUAGCUGGUAGGUGGCAUAGCAAUCAGGUCUGAAUUGGGCCCAAUUGUCCUGUCUCCUACUCUGCUGUUACUGCCAUGAGUGUUAGGACUAUGGAUGCAGUGGUUGUUCCUUUACUCUGCAAUCAGAUUUCCAGGAAGUUGCUUCAAAUUCAAUCUAGUUGUGCUUAAGAAUCAUUUCUAUAUUUUUGCAUGUAGUAAAGCCUAUUUCAGGCCAACUAUUCUUCUGCUGUCUUCAUGUGAGAAAUGCUUGCUACAGUGCAAUUUGUAUAGCCACUGUAGUGUAGUGGACAGAAUCUUAGAUUUGGCCUGGGAAGACCUUGGUUCAAAUCUCCUUCAGCGUGAAGUGCUGCUGGCAAAAAUUUGGGUGAAAGAUGACUGGUGGGCCAUUUCAAAAGAAUUGAAAGGCAAGACCUGGUCCAGAGAUGGACAGUUUGUCACACCUCUCUUUAAGGAAGGACAUAAUACAAAUGUGAUAGAAUAAUAAAAUAAUUGAUUUACGAAUUGUAGGGUCAUCUAGUCCAACCCCCUGCAAUGCAGGAAUCUCAAUGAAUAAAUGGAACCUUAAUUAAACUCUUUUAAGCAUGCCAAAGCACUAAAGUUGUCCAGUGGAAAUUAUUUUAUUCUUUUCUUCUUCUUGCAUGGCAAACUCCCAUUCAGUAUCACAAUCUGCAUUUGAAAUUUUCAGUUUCAAAAGAGGCUUGCAAUGCAGCAUGGAAAAUUGCUGUUCCAGAAACACAAGUCAAAAGUUUAUUUUACUGCAUAGCCACAGUUGUAUGGUUCUUUGGAUCCAGGCUGUAGGCUAUAUGUGUCAAAUCUUAAUUGUACUGAAAGUUAUUUAUUUUACUUAUAUAAUUCAUUUAUAGACCGCUUACUGUCAGUAGAUCUCAAAGUGGUUUACAUUUAAAAAGUCCAAGUACAUAUGUAUUCAGUAAGUCCAUUCUCCUUUCAAGUUUAAAUUAAAGUACUUGGAAAAUAUAACCUAUUCAAAAUACAUGAUUGAUUUUGGUGUAAUACAUUUUACAGCUAACAAUUUGAAUAUAAGUCUGGCAUAUCAAUAAGAGCAGCAUAGUAACAUCCCUUAAAUGCCUGAAUAAAUACAGGUUUAUCUCAGCACCAAAGUGCUAUGUCAGAGUAGUAUCAGACAAACAUGGAAUCAUCACAAAACUUUGCAAAGAGGAAUUUAUUAGGAGUGAACCCUUCCUUAUAUACCUUGGCUGCUAAUUAAUUUACACCAUGAUACUAUUUGUGGGUAAGGGACGCGGGUGGUGCUGUGGGUAAAACCUCAGCGCCUAGGACUUGCCGAUCGCAUGGUCGGCGGUUCGAAUCCCCGCGGCGGGGUAAGCUCCCGUCGUUCGGUCCCAGCUCCUGCCCACCUAGCAGUUCGAAAGCACCCUUAAGUGCAAGUAGAUAAAUAGGUACCGCUUUAUAGCGGGAAGGUAAACGGCGUUUCCGUGUGCUGCUCUGGUGCCGGUUCGCCAGAGCAGCUUCGUCACGCUGGCCAUGUGACCCGGAAGUGUCUGCGGACAGCGCUGGCUCCUGGCCUCUAGAGUGAGAUGAGCGCACAACCCUAGAGUCUGUCAAGACUGGCCCGUACGGGCAGGGGUACCUUUACCUUACUAUUUGUGGGCCACAAGCAUUCAGAUGGCAUCUUAUGCCUAUCUCAUGUUCAGGCCUUUUAGUUUUCUGUUUUUCUUAGCAACAGAAUUGUGCUUAUGGGGGCUGUUUUGCAAAAUGUUUUGUAGAGAUAACCCAAUGCUCCACCUCACUGGAAACAUUGUUCCUUUUGUUGGUCUAUCACCACCUCUGACACUUGAAAGGGGUAAAGCUAAUCUGCAAAGAGGCCUAAAUUCCAAUAACCUGUAGGAUAUAGAGAGAGUUUUGAAACUAUUCCAGACACUCCUGCCCCUGUUUAAAUAAUUAAGACUGAAUGGAUGUGAGGAAACAUAUUUUUAUCAUUGUUGUAAGUUGCCUUGAGCAUUGAGAAUAGGAAGUAAAAUGGUUAAAUAAAUAUUUUAAGCAUUAGCAAAAUAACUUUGUCAUCACCAGUUUGUUUUUUAGAAGGUAUGAAACUAGAUACGUUUUUUUCCUUUAGUCUGUUAUUAUCGUAAUGCUUGUGUUUUGAAAGCCAUUUACUAGCUCUUUAAUAAAUCAAGAUUAUAUAACCCAAUGAAACUAGAUAGGUACUUGGCUAUGGUAGAUUGAAUUUCCAUUGGUAACAAUCAACUGAAAUAUUGUCUGGUGAUUUCCAGCUUAAAAAUGUUGCAUAGUGUAGCUUUGUCCACUCAUUUCCAUAUGACAUAUUGUUUAUUAGACAACUCUUAAAGAAGUAGUAGUAGUAGUAGUAGAAGUAGUAGUAGUAAUAAUAAUAAUAAUAAUAAUAAUAAUAAUAAUAAUAUUUCUAUCCUGCCUAUCUGACUGAGUUGCCCCAACCACUCUGGACAGAUUCCAACAUAGAAUAAAAACACAACGGAACCAAUUUUGUUAUGUAUUAAUAGCAAAAAUGCCAUAUCCUCCAAAGUAUCUUAACAAAUGAAAGUAGGGUCACACUUCUAACCUUUCAUGUCUGUCAUGUCCCUGUUUAAAUGCCCUUAAAGCAAGCAAGCAAGCAAGCAAGCAAACAAACAAACCCCAAAACACAGUUGUAACCUUAUGGCAUAAACUGGGAAUUGCUCUACCCACUUGAACAUUUUGGUUACCCCCUUUUUAAUCUCUCCCCGCCCGCCCCUAGUUCUACAUAACUUUUUGAGAUGGCAUGCCCAGAACAAUACAGUGGUACCUUGGUUCUCAAACUUAAUCCGUUCCAGAAGUCCGUUCCAAAACCAAAGUGUUCCAAAACCAAGGUGCACUUUCCCAUAGAAAGUAAUGCAGAACGGAGUCACCUGUUCCAGACUUUUAAAAACAACCCCUGAAACAGCAAUUUAACAUGAAUUUUACUAUCUAAUGAGACUAUUGGUCCAUAAAAUGAAAACAAUGUAAGGUAAAGGUAAAGGGACCCCUGACCAUUAGGUACUGUCACAGACGACUCCGGGGUUGUGGUGCUCAUUUCACUUUAUUGGCCGAGGGAGCCGGCAUACAGCUUCCAGGUUAUGUAGCCAGCAUGACUAAGCCGCUUCUGGCAAACCAGAGCAGCACACGGUAUCAAUGUGCUGUACUAUAAAAUAAAUAAGACAGUAUUGUAGAUUAUAAAAAUUAAAAUUAUUUUUUCUCCUUACCUGCACUGAUGAUAGUCAUUGUUUGGAUGGGGGACUUUUAUCCAUUUCCACAGUCACACAAUCAACCAAUAAGUAGCUGAAUUGGGUUCCACACAGUCACAAAAACAAAUUAACCAAAUAAGCCUCAAAAACGCAAAAUAAAUAGCAAAAACAAAAGCUCCAAACGUAAUCUGCUCCGGAAGUCCGUUUGACUUCCAAAAUGUUUGAAAACCAAGGCACAGCUUCUGAUUGGUGCAGACGCCCUGGAAACAAUAGCCAACAGCCGCUUCGGACGUUUUGCUUCCGAAAAACAUUAGAAAACUGGAACACUUACUUCUGGGUUUUUGGCAUUUGGGAACCAAGGCAUUUGAGAAGCAAGGUACCACUGUACACAGUACUGUACUUCAAAGCAUGGGCACACCAUAUAUUUGUAUUUUAAUUAUGUGAUGAUGGAAGUUUUAUUUUAAUAAUAGCUAUCAUGGGAUUUACUUUUUUCACAGCUGCAGCAUCCUGGUCAAUUGUUUUCAUUGAGCUAUCCACCACAACCUCAAGUUAUUUGUUGGUCAGUCAAUGUCAGCUCAGACUCCAAAGUUGCCUUGUAAAGUUAGGAUUUUUUUUUACCAUGAAAUGUAUCACUUUGCUGUUACUUACACUGAACACUUUAUGUUACUUAUUUAACAAGUCCCCCCCCCCCCGUUUAAACAACAAAAACCUCUUUUGUUUUUAGGUUUUACAUAAAGCAAUACAAAAAUUCAUUAAAACACCAAUAAAAACAGUAGGCAAAGUAAAAUGUAUCAAAAUAUAAGUAAAAGUCUGUAGUUUUACAACAAAUAGAUGUAAUAAAAUUAUAUGUCUAGUAGGUUUACCUAAGCAAAAAAGUUUUUAGCAGUUACCAGAAACUACAGUGAGGUUUUCAUCCUUAGAUGGCACUUGUCAAAGUGCCAGCUUUGCAGAUUGAAGCAUUUGAGUGGGUAAGAUCAUUUCGCCUUUUUAUUGCCCAUUCAGCCAGUUAGGAGAGCUCUUUUUGGAGUUUUUUUUGCUUUUUUUACCAUUCUGAAUAAUUUGGUGUCAUCAGCAAACUACCAUCUUAUUGCUUAUGCCUAGCUCCAGAUAAUUAAUGAAUAAUUUAAAAAGUUCUUGUUCCAAUACAGUUCCUUACCUCCCUCAUUGUGAAAACCAUCCAUUUGUGCUCUGACCUCUUAUCCACUAGCUUCUAAGUUUACUUUGGUGAAGGAAUUAGUCAAACACUUUUUGAAAGCAGAAGGAUAAAAUGUUCUUGUUGUCACUGUCAAGGAACUCUGAACAGAAUAGUGAGGCAGACUUAUUUCUGCAGAAAGCACAUGAGGUUAUUCCAGCAAAACUUGUUCUUCUCAGCACUUGGUAAUUUUAUCUUUAACAAUAUUUUCAGUGUAUUUAGAAUAUACUUUAAGCUAACAAGUGUGUAAUUUUUUGGCGCCCCCACAUCCUUUUAAAAAAAGUUAUACUGGGCGCUUUCCAGUUCUCAAGUAUGGAGAUUGAUUUUAUUUCAAGAUCAGCAAUUUCACAUUUGUGUUUUUAAGGAACUCGUGGAUGGGAUACCAUUAGAAUCUGCUAAUUUUUUAAGUUGUCAAGGCUUUGAAAACUAGCAAUACAAUUUUAAAUUACCUUCCAAUCUAAAGGCACUAAAUGUAAGGAAUGUAGGACAGAUACGAUCUGAUCACAGUUGCUUAGAGCAGUAAGUAACUAUGCUAUUCCGUUAUGAACAAUUUAGUGACAAAGCAGCAUUACUGGAGGCCCAUAUAGGAGGAAAUAGCAGAAACUGAGCUUUGUGACCACCAGGGACCAUUGGGGCAAAACCACCACAGGACAAAUAAAAUCACAAUUAGCACAUCAAUCUCAAACUUAGUAUUCAAAUUUGGAAGAUGAUGACGACCCACUUCCUUGAUCUGAACUUGUCAAUGCAAAAGAAAUUGAGGACAUUAAUAUUGUGCCCUUCAGACCCUCAUAUUGCACCCUUCAUACAUUCCCCACCAGUCUUCCCAGCAGGCCAUAUUCAGGAUUUCUCCAGGUCAGAGAAAAAAGUACUAUGAUUCAAAGGGGUAAGAGAUACAUUAUGGUUACCUAUGGCACUCUUAAGUGUCUGCUACUGAAUCACAUGGGUGUAGAACAGCACAUAGAGGAACACAUUUAAAUCUCUUUGGAACAACACGUAAUUGUUCUUCAUUAGUGAUUCAAUCUCAUCUUGUGGAUAUAAAUUUUGUAGGUAUAUUUUAUUCAAGUUGGCUCAUCUUGAAGAGGCAGUUCAUGUUCAGUCAUUUCUGAUGGGAUGCAGCUGUAAGGUCCAGUGUAAUCAUAAUGGCUAGCUGUCCUUGAUCUAAACUCUUCAGCAGAUCAGCCAUGCCCAUAGAAAGUUUGAGGUUACAGAAUUAAAAAAAUUGGGGAUAGUAGGUCAGUGCACCUAGAAUACGGCUUGGAGGCACCUAUAAUUAAGGGGCUAAAAGAGGUCAGUUUUGUGUACUAGUUAUUGCCAUGACUAUGUGCUAGUUAGGGCUGGAAUAGCUACUGUUCCUUCUGAGGUGGUGAUUCAGAAGUGGGAGAAAAUUUGGUAAGGCUCAUGCAGUGACCGCUCUCCAUGUGUGUCCUUCUUGUACCUGUGGAAGAGCUAAAUAUACAUGCCACCUCUGGCAAAUUAUUGUGGAUCUACUUGGGUCUUAGCUGGGAGUAAGUCCCACUGAACUCGAUGACAUCAUAACUGAAGUAACAUAUAUGAGUGCAUAAUGCCCUUCCUCCCAAUAAGACCAAUAAGUUCAGGGUCUAAAAUUACCUAGCUGCACCACUGGCACAGUUCCUUCCUGAAAUAGACCAUUCCUUAAAUUGGGGCUUACGCCCUCUCUGUGUUCCCUUCCUCUCUCCCUUCUCCAAGCCUAAAAAGCCUUACUUUAUAGUUUGUGUACAUCAAAUGAAUUUUAUAUGGACUAGAGAAAAUGAUUAUAACCACAAUCCUGUAACUCUCACCAGUAAGUAAAUACCAAGGAAAUCAGUGGGUUUACUCAGAACUGAGUAGACAUGUAGAGAAUUGUGCUGCGUGAAGGCAGUCUUGAUUACGGUGAACACUUAGCUGGAGUAAGCCUUACUGAAUACAAUAAAAAAUUACUUUGAGGUAAAAAUGCAUAAGAUUGUGCUGUAAAUUCAGACUUCCGCUUGUUUUGUGUUUAUUUAACAGUAACCUUAUUAAUUUUAAAAAAUAAUAUUAACUCCUAAUUUAUUUUCAUUGAAUUAUAUUUUUAGUUUUUAUCCCAUCACUAUAUCAUAUACUUUAUAAUACAUAUUUCAAAAUGUAUAUUAAGGUUUUGUGAAAGUCUUAAUUGUUUGAUGGACUCAAAUUUUAUAUUACAAAAAGGGCUAAUUUUUGUCUAAAUCUUUGUUAAACUUACCGACUUUGAAGCAAAAAACGUAAUUCAAUUUCUUCCCCUCCCCCUUUUCAUCUAGUUUAUAGACCAUCUGCUGGGUGUAGUUAGAGCACAUGAAAGUGCGAAGGAUGGUAGAGAACGAGACAAGCAGCUUUGACAUAGGUAACAUGUCUCAAAAGAAAAAAAGCAAAGUAAUCAACAUUUCCCAUUGAAUUUGUGGUUCAGAUAUAUUAAAAGAGUAAAGAUGACUAGAAUUUCUUAGUUUUAAACUAUGAAUAAAAUCUUUUAUGUGAAACCAAAAUUAUAUAGCGUAAAUUAAGUUAGAUACUGACUGUAUUGGAAUAUUGCAGUAAACCUGCUGUUUCCCUAGCACAAAUAGGAGCAACAAACCACAGUCCUUGGAUUAGAGUUAUGUCUGAACUAGCAACUGUGGUUUGAUUUGCUUCACAUGAAUUACAAUCUAAAAUCAAAAUUCGUUUUUGGCUUUCUGAACAUGACUUGUUGAAGAAAAACAAACCACCAUCUUUGGGUUGGAUGUAAUGCUAAGCCAGGGAUAAUGGUUUAUUGCUUUUGUUUGUACUAGAGCAGGAUCAGAUUUGGAAUGAUCUGUGCCUUAUGUGCAAAGAGGACCAAUGUGUGUAUAACUAUAAUAUAAAAAUUCUGUUUUUGGAAAUAUAAUGAAUAAUUACAAUAUUUAGUGCUUCAGCAAAAUUUGAGGGUAAUGUUUUUGAAAGCAUUGAACUUCACGGAGCUCAAUAUAAUAUAAAAAGUUCAACAGUGGGGAAAAAGCUUGCUCCUUUCUUGAAGGUUAAGGAGUAUGUCAGAGACACUUUAGUACAGUAGUACCUUGGUUGUUGAACUUAAUCCGUUCCGGGAGUCCUUUUGGCUCCCGAAACGGUUUGAAAACCAAGGUGCAGCUUCCGAUUGGCUGCAGGAGCUUCCUGCACCCAAUUGGAAGCUACAGAAACUGCGUUGGAUGUUCAGCUUCCAAAAAACGUUUGCAAACUGGAACACUCACUUCCGGGUUUGCGGUAUUCGGGAGCUGAUAUGUUCGACAACUAAGCCAUUUGACAACCAAGGUACCAUUGUAACAGCAUUUCAACUUGGAGGAUCCCUUUAAGCCUGUCAUAAUUUGUGGUGUGGCUUAUUUGCUUCCAUUUUGUGGCUAUUUUCAUAAAACCUGUAAUUUGUCCUGCUAAUGUGGUAUGGGAAUUGCUUCAUUGGGUCACAUUGAAUACAAGUAACAUUUGUUUACAGGAGUCUUCUAAAAUCAGUGGAUAAUGUGGUUACUUUUCACACUAGCACUAGUAUUGUGGUGUUGAUGUAGGUGUAAUCAUAUAAUCAAACUGUCCCAUGUGGUUCCUAGAAAUAGACACUACAGUGGUGCCCCGCAAGACGAAUGCCUCGCAAGACGGAAAAACCGCUAGACGAAAGGGUUUUCCGUUUUGAAGUUGCUUCGCAGGACGAAUUCCCCUAUGGGCUUGCUUCGCAAGACGAAAAUACCUUGCGAGUCUAGAGAUUUUUUUCGCUUUCCCCCUUUAUCUAAUCUGCUAAGCCUUUAAUAGCCUUUAAUAGCCUUUUAGCAGCUAAUCCCUAAGCCUUUAAGCCUUUAAUAGCCGCUAAACCGCUAAUAGCGCUAAUAGCGCUAAUCCGUCAAUGGGCUUGCUUCGCAAGACGAAAAAACCGCUAGACGAAGACUCUCGUGGAACGGAUUAAUUUCGUCUUGCGAGGCACCACUGUACUGGUGUGGCAUGUGAGUCAUCUAUGCAGAACCUCUCUCACAUUUCAGUGGUUGGUUACAUAUAAAUUGGCCCUGAGUUAUGAAUGAGGCUGAAUGUAAUCUAGAAUGCAUCAGACGAAUACCUUAGAGAUGUUGAAUAAUGUAGAGCAUGACUGAUCCUGCUCAAUGCAGGCAUUCCAUUCCCCAGGGUACUGUGGUUAAGCAGUAGCAAUUAAAUGUUUCUUUAAAUAUUUUCAUUGUCUUGUGGUCACAGUUUAUUUGUUUAGCUAGAGAUUUAGGUUGGACAUAAUAAUCUGUCAUUAAAGUUAUUUUACUUAAUUUAUGUGACGCAAUUAUGUGCAUUUGCAUCUCACUAAAAUAAAUACAAUAAAUUCAUGUAAUUGCAUCAGCUUGCUGAUUUCUAGAGAGAUAAUUUACUAUUUAUUGUAAUCCAUUGAUCAUAAAUAAGGAUAAUAAUAACAAAAAAAGACAAAUCCUAAAUUUUGAAAUGAUGAGCCAUUAGAUGAGCUUGUUGCAUGGGUCAGUGCUCAUUACUUUUUAUAAAUCUAAAAUUAUGUUUAUCUUCAUAAAACAGGAAAGUAUGAUCCAUCUUAAAUGAAGCACUUUGAAGGCCUGUUCGUUUCAGUUGGAGUUAAGCCCUUGCUCACUUCCCUCCCUUUGAAAUUAAUAGGAUUUAAAUAUGUUGAGCUGUAUCUGGAUUCUACCCAAUAUUUGAGUAAGCAAUCAAAGUUACUAUAUGUGGUACUUAUUUAGUGGGAACAGAACAUUCAAAGUAUAGGUUUUGCACUUUGUAAUCUAGUUGACCUAUAGUGCCAUCUAAUGGCUAAUUUAUGAAAUACGUUAAAAAAUUUCCCAUGAAAACCAUGGUCUAAUGAAUACUGUGCAAAAUAAUACAGUGGUACCUCGGGUUACAUAUGCGUCAGGUUACAUACACUUCAGGUUACAGACUCCGCUAACCCAGAAAUAUUACCUCGAGUUAAGAACUUUGCUUCAGGAUGAGAACAGAAAUCGUGUUCUGGCGGCGUGGCGGCAGGAGGAGGCCCCAUUAGCUAAAGUGGUGCUUCAUGUUAAGAACAAUUUCAGGUUAAGAACGGACCUCCGGAACGAAUUAAGUACUUAACCCGAGGUACCACUGUACUCUAUAUGGGUUGUUUUUGGCCAUCAUAGAAACCAUUGAGAUCAGUGGACUUAAGUUAGUAAAGACAAGCUUAUUUCUGUUGAUUCUGGGAUGGCUGCUCUGAGGAUGAGUUAACCAGAUAAAGCCUAUUUUUCAUUGCAAAUUAUAUUUAAUAGAUUUUCGCAUCUGGUUCCCUGAGCCUGAGUGAGCACAGAAGUGAAAAAUACUUUUGGCUGUGUGUACACUGAAAUUACAACUGCAGUGUAAUGUUUGGAGUUUUCACCUGCUGUCUCAGAACUAAUACUUUGUAAGAAUUUGAGAAUAAUCUUUUUUAAAGUGAGCAGUAUUAAUUGACAAUAAUCUGAAGCUGCCAAUAAUUAUUAAAAACUUAAUUUUUUAUAUGGGACAGUGGAUGUCACUACUAAUGUGAACUACUAAACUAUGGUUGUCAUAAAGAAGAUCUCCCUGCCAUGUUUUUAAACAUGUGUUUUAAAUGUAUAAACCCAGAUUACCCAUGGGUUCAGAAGGCUGCAGAAAUUGCAGUAGCCCCAUACUUCAUCUCUCACAAGUCAAGGUGUGGGCUGAUAUAGAGUGUGUCAGUAAGCCAGCAUACUAGGAUAGCUGGCAUAUGUGCCUUCACCUGCUGUCACCACUGCCUGGUCAGGUAAGGACUUGAUAAAAAGAAGAGAAGGGAGCUGAAGUGGGGAGUUGAUGGGGAGGGUUCUUUGGGGACCAAAGAGGGCUGACUGGAAGGAGGAAUAUUUUCUGAACCUUGGUUUAUUUCUGAAUCAAUAAAGGCAGUGGCCCACUUGCACAUCUCUGCUGUGGACUUCUGUUUGUCAGCUUGCUGUCAGCAGGUAACAUAAACUUCUAGGAAUAUGCCUCUUCCAUUGAAACGGACUGCUUUCUUGUGCCAUAGUUUCAGUGAUAGCUGUUCUACCCCUUUAACACUGGGGCUGGUCUCUGGGAUAACAUUAUUGCAGAUAAUGAUACUGUCUCUGUCUUAAAUGGUCACUGGCCUAUUAAGCCAAGAAAGCAAAUAAAGGGGUACACAUAUUGCCAAUAGUGAUUUUGUUUUUUUGUUGCGACAUGUAUCCAGUGGGUAAAUGGAGCAAAGGUUGGUUAAAUACCCUUUGAUUAAUGAGGAUCUUUAGAAGCAGCUAAAAUAAGAACUUUUUAGUACUCCUUUGUUAUACAGUGGUACCUUGGGUUACAUAUGCUUCAGGUUACAUACGCUUCAGGUUACAGACUCCGCUAACCCAGAAAUAGUACCUCGGGUUAAGAACUUUGCUUCAGGAUGAGAACAGAAAUCGUGCUCCGGCGGUGCGGCGGUAGCAGGAGGCCCCAUUAGCUAAAGUGGUAGUUCAGGUUAAGAACAGUUUCAGGUUAAGAAUGGACCCCCAGAACGAAUUAUGUUCUUAACCCAAGGUACCACUGUAUGCCUAUUUUAAACUUUUUAAAUUCUAUGCUGUUGUGAAAGAAAUGAAGUUAUUUAGUUAUAAUGAAUUAAUUAUUAUAUAAAUUAAAUACCAAUACUGUAUUUGAUACCUUAACACUGUAAAAACAGCAUAACUUUUAGUACUAAGUAGCAUUCAACUAAAUAAUUCCACAAGCGGAAUGAGUUCCAUUUGUGCAAAGGGACUUAACUCCUCCUAACAUCCCAUGCCAUUCCCAAAUCUGCUCUCGAGUGCUGGGGUAACCUCCAAAACAGAUUUAGGGAACACAAAGGUGAGAAGAGAGAGGGUGAACAUUCCCUUGUGCAAGGAGAAAUCCUUGCUCUCAUGGAACACUCCCCUUAGUGCUACUUUGAAUACAACCCAUUAAAUUGUGUUUUUAAAAAUAAGAGUUAUGUUCAUUGACCAUCAUGGGGUUUCAGAUCAAGUACCAGUUUGGCUUGUACACAAGGCAGAUACUAUUGCAUUGACCACAUUAAUAAUUAAACUGUCUUGACAUGCAGUAAGAUAAAUAUAUAGUUUCAUACACUAUUGGAGCAAUUGAACAGUCAACACUUUAUGUAAGUAAAAAAAGAAGUUUAUAAAUGCUUUUUUAAAGCAAUUACCCUUCCUUAAAAUUAAAGUUAUUUGUUUUGGUUUAAUGCUUGUGAUACUGCUACUCUUCAAAAAUACUUUUCCAGUAUGUUUGAAAUUACUUUUGGAAAGAGAUAAAAACAAAUUUAAAUAUACAACAUAUGUUGAUUUUUGUGACAUAGAAAACAAAAGUCCUAAUAUAACGACAUUUAAUUUAUGGUAAGUUGCCAAAUACUAAUUUUGUUAGCGUAAUUUAUAACCUUUGAAUUCAUUGCUAGUAUUUACAGUACAUUACGAUAUUAAUUUCAGUGAAUUUCUUUCACCUGUUAUUGAAAUAUAAUAAUGUUCCUUGAAUUACUUUAGUUCAUUAGAUAGAACUUACAUUCUUUUUGUCAUUGUGCAUCUGCUAUGUUGAAUAAAACUUUUCAGCCUCAUAAAAACAGUUCUAAGAUAGUCUUUACAGAAUCUGUUGUAUUUUGAAAGUUGUAAUACUUUUCAAGAAGCAAUUAAUAUUAUUGUGGGUCAUUAAUUAGGAUAUAACUUUAGCAAUAUUUUUAAUGGAGUGCAUCCUCUGCAUAAUUGUGUUAAAUUCCUUAUAUUUAAUUUUAUGAGAGUUACUAUUACUAUCUGUCCAUAAAAUAAUUGUGCUUAAUAGUUAAUUAGUUAAUUUAAGAGAAUUAAAUGCUUAAUGUUAAACAGUGGAAUGCAAACAGCAUAGUAUACUGUACUGCACAUAAUCCCUCAUGGGGUUAUAGAAAUACUGGUUACAGGUUUAAGAAUACUAUCAGAAUAGUCAUGUCUUUCACAUGUGAUAAAAUCAGGCUGCUUAUAGUCCUAAAGAUGAGUUCAUGUAUGCAAAUUGAUACAAGAUAGAUAAUUCCAAAUACUUGCAUUUGGUGUUAAGGCAGAUGAAUAAUUAAUUAGUCUAGCUGAAGCUAAGGUAUCAUUCUUUCGUAAGGUAUUAAUUGCUGUAUUCUCUUAACCUCAGAAAAUGAUCUUAGAUCUAUAAUUGAUAUUAUCAUAUUAAACACUAAAUUUAACAUUAAGCUAAUAAGCAAACCAGCCAUGCUCUGUGGCUGAAAAAAGUGUUAUUCUAUUGGGACAGUGCCCUUGCAGAAGAACUAUACAGGCAGGAGUAACUUCAGCAAUAAAAUGGGGCUAGUCACAAAUUCAAGAAUAUGUAGUUACCGUAAUCACUUACCUUUUUACUUUUACUUUUUAGAAACCCUAAUAACUAUUUUAUGCAUUUGGGUUCUAACAGACUCCAAAGAUUAUGAAAUAUGUACCCUUUUACAAUAAAAGGGUUUGAAUUCAAUUGUUCUGUGAUCUUUCAGUGCUUUUCACAUGAUGAUGAUGUUGUUGUUUUAAUUGAUUGUUUCUGUGCUGUGGCAUUAUAGUCAGUCAAAAUAAAUGGGGGCAAAUGAAACACUGCAUGCCUGAAGGCAUUGGCCACAACUUGAUAAAAAGUCUAUUGAAACAGCAAGUACUUUUCAUAAAUUUGAUGCAGCACUUAAAGCAAGGCAUUGUUAAUAAUUUAGAGAUGAAAGCAGGGCUGCAUGCCAGUGGCAGGCAUAGCUAAAGUGAAUGUGGAAGUCACUCAGGUUGGUGUGGCCACCCCAGAUUCACAGUCUCUUGCAGUCACAGACUUGCAGACGUACAAAAAUGCAUGCAAAUCCCUCUAUAGUGGUUGCUCUGUACUACAAGCACCAAUCCUUAAUGAAACUUCAUACAAUAAAAUUAGAAUUGUGUUUCUAGACCCUUGGAAGACUAAAUGUUAGAUCUUCAGAGGGUGUUGGAUGGCCACUAGUCAAUCUGGAGGCAAGCAAAGAGAACAGGAAGCUGGAGUGAGAAAGCAGUGGCUUCAAAACCAGGUCCAGGUUACUGACAGGUGUGGGAUCCAAUCAACACCUUAAACAUGUACUGGCUGUCAAUUUGUUACCUGACCAAGUCAAAGAUUUUACUAUAUAUCUGUAGUGGGCAUGAGAAAGCAUGUGUUGAAUUCAUUCACAAUGACAGGUUCCACAUAGAUCUCCAUGUGUGGUAACUGUUUAUUUGCAGCUAGAAAAAAUACCUGGUUAUAAUCCAAAAGGAUGUGAUUUUAAACUUUGAUUUAAACAUUAUGUUCAUUAAUGGGUCACAUUGCUUUUAUGAAAUACAAAAGUAAACACAAUUCAUAAAAGUAGACAUAAAAUUGCUGCCGUAUUCAGCCAAAGCCACGUAGAUUUCACAAUUGGCAGGAAGGGGAUAUAUACACACGUUGGUCUUGACAGUAGAUCUGUGAUUGAUGACUUGAUUGAAAGUAGGCUGAAAAAUUAUAUUGUAAUGAAAAUGAUGGCAAUUAAUAUUUAUUUAUUAAGGAUUUUUAUUUUAUUAUUUUAACUCUACAAGGCAAAUAUAUAAACAAUAUGAUAAUAUAAUAAACGUUAGUAAAUAACUUAAAGAGCAAAUAAAUGAAACAAGAUAAAAGAGUUAAAUAAAAGCAUUCAAAGCACCAGCAGCUGAAUUCUAUUCUAUGAACUCUGUUGAGCCUAAAAUUAAACCAUCUUGGCCUGAUGCCUAAAAACUAACAAAAAAGAAGCAAAGCAACUUCCCUGGGUAUGGAGUUCUACAGACUUGUUACCACCACUGAAAAGGCAGUGUGCCCAUGUAACCACUUGAAUGAAGGGGAAUAUGAAACUAGGCCUCUUGUUUCAUCUUCCCCCUAUUAUGUACUUGCAUGGAAGUUUGGGUCUGGGUGUGAUUUACUAACAAUCUAGUUUAAUGAAAUGUGUUGGCUUUCCAUUCUGGUCAUUGUUUGUGUUUUUUCUAGUAUCUCCUGAGGCAGUUGGAUUUCUGUCAGCAGUUGGACUGUUUAUUAUCCUGUUGUUGAUUCUUUUUCUAUAUAUUAACAAGAAGAUGUGUUUUGAGAAUGUUGGAGGUUUCCCAGACCUCAAUUCACGAUACAAUGCCAGAAAAAAUUCACAGGACAAACUUUGUAAGUAUCAAAUUCUAUGGUCUAUGGCUUUGAAAGACAGCAAACCCCUGGUGUAAUAUCAUAUGAAUAAUGUUAUGUAGGCAUAAAAGUUUGACUUGAAUAAAAUAAAUAUCUUAUAUAGUCCAAAAUACUUUUACUAAUCCAUCUGUAGUGCUUAGUCAGAAUUUAAUGGCUUUGGGGUCUGUUGAAUGUUGUGUAAGAGGUUGACAUUUUAGAUAGUGGAAAGAAACAAAUGGUUUUAUAUUUCCCAAAUAUGCUUAAUAAAAAUAAUUAGAUCACAGCUUUUAUAUACCAGGAAACCAUAUUUUCUCAAUUAUGAGGGACAAAAUCUUAGAUAUUUCUGAAUCUCAAAAGUGGUAGGACGAACAUCUUUUAUUUGCAGUAUAUCAUUCAUUAAAAGUUAGAGGGAAAACACACAAUAAUCAUAUUUGAACUGAAUUAUAUUCCAUGACCGCAGUUCAACAUAGAAUUUAGACUGCAUAAACUUGUUGAUUUUACUGGGGUUGUAUGCUUAUAUUUGUACAGAAUUUGUACAGACUGUUGGCCAUGGGUACAGAAUUAUUGUGGUCUGGGUGAAUACAAUGUUAAGAAUGUAGUCCAGUGUUAAGAAUUAUGUUAAGAAUUAAUUUAUGAGGAAUGGCUAAGGGAGCUGGGCAUGUUUAGCCUGGAGAAGAGAAGGUUAAGGGGUGAUAUGAUAGCCAUGUUCAAAUAUAUAAAAGGAUGUCACAUAGAGGAGGGAGAAAGGUUGUUUUCUGCUGCUCCAGAGAAGCGGACACGGAGCAAUGGAUCCAAACUACAAGAAAGAAGAUUCCACCUAAACAUUAGGAAGAACUUCCUGACAGUAAGAGCUGUUCGACAGUGGAAUUUGCUGCCAAGGAGUGUGGUGGAGUCUCCUUCUUUGGAGGUCUUUAAGCAGAGGCUUGACAACCAUAUGUCAGGAGUGCUCUGAUGGUGUUUCCUGCUUGGCAGGGGGUUGGACUCGAUGGCCCUUGUGGUCUCUUCCAACUCUAUGAUUCUAUGAUUCUAUUCUAUGUUUUAUGGUUUCUUAAUAACCGAUACAAUGUGGGGUAUAUUCUAGUGUUUUGAAACAAUGUAGUAUAUCUGUCUUUAUAAUAUAUUAUUUAAAUACGUUUAAACUUUUUCUUUGCAGGUGUAGAGUAAAUUCAACAAUUUACAUAUAAUAUUUAAAAUGUCUGGUUAUGUUAUACAAUACAACAUACAACACAACAUAAAAAACAGAAUAGAUUUUUAUCAGUUGAUUUUGGCUUUGUGUAGUAGAAAACACUUGCUCCUAUUUAUUGCUUUUAAGGUAACAGAAUUCAGAGAAUGACUAAUCUGCAGAGUCCACAAUUUAAAGGAUAGGGUUUAGGAUACUUGAAAAAAAUACAGUAGCAAUGCAUUAGAGGAAUAACAUACAGUAUUUUCAAAGCAAUAAUGUACUAACAAUCAAAACAUGGCAUUUUUCAAAAAUUUUCAACAAAAUCUGAGCCUUCCUUCUAUGUCCUCUCUGGUUGACACACUCAGUAAUGCUGUAGAUGAUCUAACCAGUGCUGUUGGAGAUGUCAGCUAUACAGUAGCUGACUCAGUUACAGAACAGGUAACAAGUAUGAUCAACAGCCUUCGGACAGAUGAUACUGCUACCGCCCAAGAAGAUAAAUCUAUAGUAGAUAAAGAGGAAAAUAAAGAGAAAGAAGACUUGAAAAAUGUUACCUUUCCAAAAGAUACUAGGCAGAACUGCAAUACAUAUAGAACAGAUGCGUCCCUUAAUAAAGAACUAAAUCAAGAAUUGCAUGCUGUAGUAGAACAAAAUGAGGGCCCGUUACAUAAAAAAGCAAAACAAAGAUCACCAGGACUUGACUUCAAAAACACCAAAGAAGUGCACAGUUUUGAUUCCAGGAAUUCAGAAAAAAAUGAAGAGCAAACUCCAAAAUUGCAGAAGUCAAAGUCUAAAAAAGCUCAUGGGGUUCAUGAAGUAAAAGAAAAGAAAUGCAAACCAUUUUCGGAUGGCCACAGACAGUCUGUAACAAAGCAGGAAGAAAAUGCACCAUCUAUUCUUUUAAAAGAAAGUAAAAAGGAAAAGGCUAAGGAAUCAGAAUGUUUUUCAAAAGAAGUGAGUAGUAAGAAGACACCAGAAAAAGGUGAGGUGUCUUAUAUCAUACUUUAUCCAUGUGGCCUUUCCUGGAUCUUUUACUACAUACUUCUUUUCCCAACUGUUUUUUAGAUUUCAUUCAUAAUGAUCUUUAAAACAGUCUCCUUAGUAGAAACUCUUUGUGAUAUGUAUAUUAUUUUCUCUGAAAUUUGCUUUAUCUAAUUUUAUUCAUACUCCUUGAAAACUGGUUAAAUAUUUUCUUUCCUGAUUAAUGCUACUAACUUUUGAAUAGUGAUUAAUCAACUUUUUAAAAAAAAAUCUUUCUGUUCCCUUAAAUUUUACUACAUCUUUCAGCGGAUUACACUGGAUAACAAGAAUAUUUUGUACAUGAUUCUUGAAUUCUAUAUUUAUAUGCGUUUGUUUACCUGGUGCUUCAGGACAUAGUGUGCAGAUGUUGUUUUAUUAUAAGAAAUAAUAUCUGGGAACCUAACAUAUUAUAAGCUACAUAUAGCUUUUCAUGAGGAGUAAUACUAAAAGUGAGAAAACUAACAUACAAAUCAUGAAGUGGUAAUGCAACAAGUCUAAAAUAUAUAUAUCUAAAAUAAAUAAAUAUAAUUGAAAAUAUAUUUUCUCUAAAAUCAGUCAAUGCAUAAAUUAUAAAAUAGGUUAUUUCACAUCUCUAAUAAUUGAAGGAAAACAAACAUUUAAAGCCAUUGCUAGCGAAACCAUGAAGGUAUCCCAAACUUUGCAGUUAUACCUAAAAACAAAUGCUGACAUAAAUGUAUCUAUCUAACAAGAAGGAUAAACCCCCUAUAUCAAGUUACAGAAGAGCUUUCUGAAUGCACUAAGGGUGAUAGGGCAAAGAGGGAAGACAAAACAAAAUGAAAUGCAUGGGGGGCGGAUCUUCCCCAUGGGCUGCAGUAAAAGGCAUGUAUUUAGGAAACAACCUUGGUUCAUCCCUUUAAAACCCUGAUUAUUUCAGGUUAAAAUAAAUAUUUCCAGGAAUAACAGAAACAAAAAAUAAUUAUGUUGGGGAUAAUACAUUUAUUGUGAAGUUUGAGCUCUUGCCUAAACUGGGUUAAAAUGUGAACUAUAUUACCUUCUGUUUAGGAAAAAAAAUGUAUUAACAGUUAAAUGUUUACCCAUUAUAAUUUUAGCACUCUCCUUUAUGGUGCCAUCUGUUAUCAUUCCCCCCUCCUUUUUUUCCAAAAUAGACAACUCAUACAUAAAUAAAGAUCAGCAUGGUUCAUCAUCUGAAAGUGAAGAUGAGGCACUGGGUAAAUAUCACGAAGCCUUAUCCAGAACACAAAGUUCAAGGCCACCAGCAGGCGAUAACAGACAACAGAAAAACUAUAUUUGGGAAACCAGACAAAAAUAUAGCCCUCUGUCUGCAGAGUAUGAUGGGUACAGUAGUGAAGCCUCAAUAGAUGAAGGUAUGACAUUAUUUACAAUAGUUUUUACUUCAUCUUAUUUCACAUUCAUCAAAAAGCACCAUAGGAUAAAAAUACAGCAGUUGCAAGAUAUUAACUGUAAAGGUGCCAGUAAAAUCUAAAACCCUGACUGAAAUAGUUAGGGAUUUAGGGGGAAAGACUGGAUUUCUUUUAUUGAGCUUUUACCUUCUGAGUACUUAGUGCUUUCCAAGCAUUUCCCCUAUAUUCAUAUGGGAAACGUUUAACGAAAAGCAUUGCAGUUUACAAUUUAUUGUUAUGUAUGGAAAAGUUUGUAAACAUUUCCUGAUAAUAAAUUGCCUUUGGUAUAUGGUGGUUUUAGGGUGACUAGAUGAAAAAGACAGGGCUCUGUGCCUUUAAUAGCUAUGUAAAAGAGGGGUUUUCAGCAUGUGUUACUUGUCAUACAAACAACACCAUCCCAAAUUUACCUCCUCUAUACAGGUCUUAAAGGUGCGCUCCUCUUUUUCAUCUGGUCACCCUGGUUUGUACUGACUCUGGUUUAAACAUGAGAUUGUUAAGAAAUCACUGUUGUUGUGAGCUAAAGGUACAUGUUCUAGCCCUAUUAUAUUCUUACUGGGAUACCAGAUAAGACAUCCUCUGAGACUUCUAUACCAGCUGGAUGAUAGAAAACUCACGUUUUGAGAAUUGGUGAUGAUCUGGUUCAGUUGUGUAACCAUAGCAGAAUUUAUUUAGAGUUUUACAUAUAUGUGUCAGUUUAUUUAAGGACCUAUUCUGAGACAGAAAAAAGUUAGUUGGGUAAAUUAGGAAGAAACACAUAAGACUGAUGACCUGUUGGCACAUAAUGUCUGUAAAUCACCUUGGAAGAUGAUUCAUAAAUGUAUUCAUCAUCAUUCCCAUACUGUAAUGUCCAAGGGAAUGCCCAGAGUGUCUAAGGUACCAUACAAUGUGUGACGCUUAUCUUUUCUGUCUUAGAUGACUUCUAAUAAGGUAGUGGAAUUCUGGUGUGUGCUCAGAGUUUGGGUCAGGGAAUCAUCAUCAAGUGAUUCAUCAUCAACAACAGACAUAUAAUUUUGGAUUGGGGACUAGUUAAAAGGGAGAUAGAAUCUGUCUCUGAGAUAAUAAAAGUAGGGCAUGUUUAUUUGAAUAGUCUGUUAUUUUGUCUUUCAUCUGAAAGUCUCAGCUUCUCAACCAAUUAUGUUGUACAUCCACUGUUGGAUGAAAUAUGUAUUUGACUGCCAGUUGCUGAGAAUCACUAGUAGGGAUAGUGCGGUUGUCCUCAGGUGUUUCUUGCAGGCUUCCCAUAGGCAUCUGGUUGGCCACUAUGAGAACAGGAUGGAACAGAUGGGUCAUUGGCUGAUCCAAAAGGCUUUUUCUUAUAUUAAUUAAUAUUUCCUGCUUCAUUAGGGCAUAUUGUGUCAACUACUAAUUAAUGAAGUGUUUUCAUAAGAUAUUUUUUGUAAAUCCACAUUUCCCUAACAAACAGUCUUACCAACUUUGGCCUUGCCAAAAAUUAGAAAAUGUUUGGGUGAUGUUAACGAAAUGCUUUUUCUUUCCACCUUUGAGAUAGUUCCUUCUGCUUUUUCUUAAGGUAACUUAAGUGUUUUGUGACCCUUUGGGGCAGGCAUUACUUCUUCCCUUUCUAAAGUGGCAAAUAAGUUUAGGUUUAUUUUUCAUCAUAGUAUAAUAGUGGCAAGUCUUUAGGCAGCUUGAAAGGAGUCUUUGGGAAAUGAUCAGCAUCCUAGUCUUACGUUCUUAUAGGUAACAAUACAGUCCAUGUCCUCAGGCUUUCAGUCUAAAAGAUACAAUAAAAAAUAAUAAAUAGAUUGAGGUAGAAGAGGGGGGAAAGCAAACCCAGGCACUAAUGUUUAAUUACAAAGAGUUUAAGGAAAAGAGGGAUCCAAAGUUGCUGGUCUCUCAGCCAAGCCAAUGGAGUGACUUGCUUCUUUCUGCUGUCACCUGAUGUGAUGGCUUCUGCCCAUUGACAGUUGAUUGGGGGAGGAGCCUGGUUAUUUCUCUACAGACUGAUGGUGACACUGCUUCCCUCAUCUCCCUUUGAUGUAGCCUCACUUUUAGGUAGAUCACUGUCUUAUGUUCAGUCAAGUUCCUAGCAUGCUUUAAUGAUGUUAUGACUAUCAUUGAUCCUAUUAGAACUUUAGCAGAUUGUGACAUGAUGAAGUGUUGGUGCUAUGGCUGGAAUCCUUAUGAUUUUUCAUAAGACACUGAAAUAGGACAUUGCUGAGUUGAUCUGCUCAUUCCUGAAAGAGCAGGGAUGAAUGCCUACUCAUUACCUCUCUGGCUUCAUGUGAAGUUCUCUAAGGUUUCAUAGUAUUUCCUCUUCCCCUCACACUUGCCUAUUCACUAUAUAGAGCCGGGGUCAGCAAACUUUUUCAGCAGGGGGCUGGUCCACUGUCCCUCAGACCUUGUGCGGGCCGGACUAUAUUUUGGGGAGGAAAAAUGAACGAAUUCUUAUGCCCCACAAAUAACCCAGAGAUGCAUUUUAAAUAAAAGCACACAUUCUACUUAUGUCAAAACACCAGGCAGGCCCCACAAAUAUCCCAGAGAUGCAUUUUAAAUAAAAGGACACAUUCUACUCAUGUAAAAACAUACUGAUUCCCGGACUGUCCACAGGCCGGAUUUAGAAGGCGAUUGGGCCGGAUCCAGCCCUUGGGCCUUAGUUUGCCUACCCAUGAUAUAGAGGCUGUAUUGAAAUAAAUGGCAAUUUGCAGUUAGAAGUAAUUGAUAUGCAGAUAACUAUCACCUAUCCUUCUCAUCUGUGUAAGAUUCUAUGCUUACCGGAUGCUUGACUAUUGCAAAAACUGGACGUGAACCAUCCAAGACUGAUGGAAUUACGAUCAGCAGGCUUUGUGUCUAGUAAAUGUGAGUGGGAGGGAUUUGUAGUUCUUUCUAGAUCUGUUGGUAUAUUUGCACAUUAGAUUGUGUAAGGCAUAGGCAGGAAUACUGGUGAGAGACCAGGAAACUAUCUAAAAUAAUAAUCAAAGUGUUGGCUCAGGGGGACAAUACAACCUGCCAUGCCCUUCUUCUGACAAUCCACCACUCUGAUCUUUCUUCUGUAGUAUCAAAUAUACUGAAUGAAAACAUUUCUGAUUCAACUCUAUGUAGUUAUUCUUGCAUAAAUCAAACUGAAGUCAUAUGAUUGUAUCCGUUUAAGUCAUACUCCAAGUAGACACUGAAACCAAUGGACUGAUUUCUUAAUGACUAACGUGUCAUUCAUUUCAGUAGGUUUACUCUGAGUAUUAGUCAGGUAGAAUAAAUUACGAUUUACAUUUGUGUUACUGGAAGCAACACAGCACUAGGCUUGUAAAUAGCCAGUCACUUUCUAAAUAGGAGUGAGUCAGAAUUGCCAUAGGUCUUCAUCCGUUAGGGUGUAGCCUAAUGGGUUGCAGCCUGAUUCAAAGUAGGUCGCAACAGGAGUACUACCACAUACAAAUAUAUGGUAAAAGAUUAAGAAAAUAUUAAGAAAUGGGUCCUUAAAUGCAUGUUUGGGUUGCAAGUCGAUCCUUAGUCUGAAUGGUUUGAAGACACAUGCUCUAGGUGACCAAGUAGGACAACUUUUGCUAAUAGAAAUGGAGCUGGCUCUCUAGGACAGGGAAGGAGAACCUGUGGCCUCCAGAUAUUUUGUAUACUCCAACUCCCACCAGCCCCAUCCAGCAUAGCCAAAUGACAGGGGUGAUGGGAGUUGCAACAUAGUAUAACAUCUGGAGGGCCAGGAGUUUCUCAUCCCUGUUAUCUUCCCCACUCUUUAUGGUUCUAGCAACAUACCUCUUGAUUAUUGUUGUUUAGUUGUGUCCGACUCUUCAUGACCCCAUGGACCAGAGCAUGCCAGGCACUCCUGUCUUCCACUGCCUCCCACAGCUUGGUCAAACUCAUGUUCGUAGCUUCGAGAACACUGUCCAACCAUCUCGUCCUCUGUCGUCCCCUUCUCCUUGUGCUCUCCAUCUUUCCCAACAUCAGGGUCUUUUCCAGGGAGUCUUCUCUUCUCAUGAGGUGGCCAAAGUACUGGAGCCUCAGCUUCACGAUCUGUCCUUCCAGUGAGCACUCAGGGCUGAUCUCCUUAAGAAUGGCUAGGUUUGAUCUUCUUGCACUCCAUGGGACUCUCAAGAGUCUCCUCCAGCACCAUAAUUCAAAAGCAUUGAUUCUUCGGCGAUCAGCCUUCUUUAUGGUCCAGCUCUCACAUCCAUACAUCACUACUGGGAAAACCAUAGCUUUAACUAUGCGGACCUUUGUUGGCAAGGUGAUGUCUCUGCUUUUUAAGAUGCUAUCUAGGUUUGUCAUUGCUUUUCUCCCAAGAAGCAGGCGUCUUUUAAUUUCGUGACUGCUGUCACCAUCUGCAGUGAUAAUGGAGCCCAAGAAAGUAAAAUCUCUCACUGCCUCCAUUUCUUCCCCUUCUAUUUGCCAGGAGGUGAUAGGACCAGUGGCCAUGAUCUUAGUUUUUUUGAAGUUGAGCUUCAGACCAUAUUUUGCGCUCUCCUCUUUCACCCUCAUUAAAAGGUUCUUUAAUUCCUCCUCACUUUCUGCCAUCAAGGUUGUGUCAUCUGCAUAUCUGAGGUUGUUGAUAUUUCUUCCGGCAAUCUUAAUUCCGGCUUGGGGUUCAUCCAGCCCGGCCUUCCACAUGAUGAAUUCUGCAUAUAAGUUAAAUAAAAAGGGAGACAAUAUACAGCCUUGUCGUACUCCUUUCCCAAUUUUGAACCAAUCAGUUGUUCCAUAUCCAGUUCUAACUGUAGCUUCUUGUCCCGCAUAGAGAUUUCUCAGGAGACAGAUGAGGUGAUGAGGCACUCCCAUUUAUUUAAGAAUUUGCCAUAGUUUGCUGUGGUCAAUACAGUCAAAGGCUUUUGCAUAGUCAAUGAAGCAGAAGUAGAUGUUUUUCUGGAACUCUCACUAAAAAUUGGCUCACACUAUCAGUCUAUUGCUUGUGCAAUGUAACUUCAGAAAUUUGAACUCACAUGUGAUCUCAGCAUUUCAGUCAAAACAAAAAAGGAGUCAUGAUCUUACAUGACUUUGCAGCUUUAAUGUUAACAGUGCUGAAGUACAUGGACCAUUUAAACACAAGUUGUCUGUCAGGGUAUUGUUAGAACUGACUCUUAUACUAGAAGCAUCAGUACAUAUUAUCCUAAAAUGUAUGAACAUAUUUAGGCUAUUUCUAAAUUAUUUCCGUUUAAGAAACUUUUGAAAUAUUACUACAAUAUCACAAAUAAAUUUACUUUGAAUGCAGGAAAACAUAAUGAAUGACGUUCACAGUUGCAUCAGAUUCGUGAUGGAGAAAAAUCUGCGCAGCAUAGGACUAUAGUGACUGAGAAAGCAGGAACCAGCAGGCCAUAAAGGAGGCUAACAAGCACUACCAGCCUGUAUAACUUUUAAAGAACUUUUAAAAAAAGUUUCUAUCUCAAAUUAGAAGUGAUGGACAUCAAGGGACAUUUUAAACGUUCAACAGAAAUAAAGGGGAUAUGCUUGCAUUGUGAAAAUAAGACAAGAUGUGGUAAAUUGCAUUCACAUCUGCUAUAGUGCAUGGGGCAGCAGCAGUUCACAGCCCUGCUCCUAUUUUGUCAUUUCAUACUACUUCCUGUCAGGAGCAUCAGACUUCUACUUUUUUGUAUCAGUUUAUUAUUUUUAAAUCUGUUUUUUAAUUUCAAGUAACAAACAUACCCAUAC
This is a messenger RNA of Podarcis lilfordi (Lilford's wall lizard), 29437 nucleotides long. Lineage: Eukaryota; Metazoa; Chordata; Lepidosauria; Squamata; Lacertidae. The record is from the annotation of a GenBank genome assembly.